Schistosoma curassoni is the source of this 984-nucleotide messenger RNA. Lineage: Eukaryota; Metazoa; Platyhelminthes; Trematoda; Strigeidida; Schistosomatidae. The record is from the annotation of a GenBank genome assembly.
CUCAAGGUCGUGGGGGCAGAUUUGACUUGGAGGAUGAAUGUAUUGCAGAUGGUUAAACAAAUGGACACUCUUUCACCAAGAAUCCAAGCCUUGUUAAAAGAAAGUAAUUGUUUCAGGUAUAAUGAAGACGCAAAUAAUGAAUCUGCAUUUUCUCGAGAUGCUUUGAAGGCCAGACUGAGUGACCUGGAAUUCCGUGUAACACAAAAUAAAGAAACGGAAAAACCUUUUUCAGGGAAAUAUGUAAAUGAGAAAUCACCUGGAAUAUAUAGAUGUGUUGUCUGUAGUUCAAAACUGUUUAGCAGUGAAGCGAAAUUCUUCUGUAGUUGUGGCUGGCCUACAUUUAACAGUCCUAUAGAGUGUAACUCAUUGACCUCAACCAUUGAUUUGUCAUCAGGUGAAGUCCGUGUAGAAGUUUCUUGCAAGGGAUGCAAUGCUCAUUUAGGACACGUGUUUGACGAUGGCCCGAAACCUACAGGUCUUCGUUAUUGCAUUAAUUCUUGUGCUCUAAUUCUUGAUUCUGAUAUUGGCAGCUCAUCUGGUUUAAAUUUGCCAACUGCUUAAUGUUUUGUUAUUGUUAGAUAUAAUGAUGUUAAUUGUACGUAAGCUAGAAUUAUCCUAGUGUUGCAUUUCUAAUCUCAUGCUUUUUCCCAAAGUCUUAUGAUAAAACUUUGUGAUGUUUUCUCACUUCCGUUUUACUUUUCUAAUUUGUAUUUCCUGUUUUUUAUUUGAAUUUAUAAAAGUCGUUUUCUAAUUUUUAAAUUGCUUGUCUUUUAGUCUGAAAUUCAAGUUACGCUGGGUGUUUAGGAAGGGCAUUUUUUCCCAAUGGAAUAAACAUUUCUGUUUCAUUGAUAGUUAGAAUCCUUUGUAUUCAUCGUUCCUUGUAUUGUAUAUAUGAUAAAAUUCACCUUGUGCUUAACACAUUUGCAUGGGCUGCUUAUACUCAUUAAAUGCAACCAGUCGAAAGUACGCACCAUUUAUCGCUAC